UCUUAAAAACUGUUGAUGGCAGCAUUGAUAAAUUUUACCAUAACUGUAUGAUGGUGAAAAUUUAUGUUAUCUUUAUAUUGCUAGUUUCUGCGGUACGAGUGGUGAAAAGUUUAAUACAACCCCUUAUUAUUUUAUAAAUGAAUGAGUAGAUUGCGCAAUAAAUUCUAAGAUUGCCGGACAAAGUUCAUUACGGCUUUACCGAAACGUGACAUAAUAUCGGCGAUAAAGGACGACAACAACAACAGAGGUGUUAGGUCAAUGUUAAACAUUGGUGUGUUAAAGGCGAAAGUGAACCGCAAGACCGUGUGAAGUGACUACCAGCAGAGAGCACGAUGCACGAUGUUGGAGGGAUUAGUAGCAUGGGUUCUGAACAACUAUCUGGGGAAGUACGUGGAGAACUUGAACACGGAUCAGCUGAGCGUAGCUCUCUUGUCGGGGAAGGUGGAACUAGAGAAUCUCCCCCUGAAGAAAGAUGCCCUACGCCACCUCGGCCUGCCAGUCGAGAUCAAAGCAGGAUUCAUUGGGAAAGUCCAACUCCAAGUACCAGUACGGCAGAUCCGAUCAGCUCCAUGGCUGAUAGCCAUCGAGAAGCUAUACCUAGUAGCAGCACCAAUCAAUUUGGAUGAGUGGGACUGCUCGGUGGAAGCGUCGAUAGCGCACGAGCGCAAGACGGCGCUUCUGGACGCGCUGGAGGCACAAUGGCGCGCAGAACACGAGGCCGCGGACGCCGGCUACUACGCUACCUCUUACUCAUCCUGGCUCAGCUACGGCACUGGGCUGCUAGCCAACAUCGUCGAGAAUCUCCAGUUGAAACUGAACGACGUACACAUCCGCUACGAAGACGCAGUAACGUGCGCACGUCCAUUCGCGUGCGGGCUGACGGUAGAAUCACUGUGCGCCGAGUCGUGCGACAGCGAGUGGCGCCGCGGGUUCACGCUGCUCAGCGACCCCGACGGCUGCUCCUUCAAGCUGCUCGAGCUGCACCACCUCGCCGUGUACUGGGACCCCAUGCCCGUGCCCACUGGCAUGUUCGCCAGCUGUACCAUCGCGGAACUAACGGGCCGCAUGGGCCAGACGUGGCGCGGCGCGCACCGCUACGUGCUGCGGCCGGCGUCGGCGCGCGCGCGGCGGCGGGAGCGCACGGAGCAGCCGCUGCGCUCGCGCGCCCGCCCGCGCCUCGCCGCGCACCUCACGCUGGACACCGUGUCGCUGCACCUCACCUCCCGGCAGUACAACGAGGCGGUGUGCUGCGCGGCGGGGCUGGAGCGCCUGGCGCGCGUGCGGGAGUUCCGCGCGCGCCGCCCCGCCGCGCCCGUGCGGGGCCACGCGCGGGACUGGUGGCUGUACGCGCUGUCCUGCCACAUACCCGACCAUCGAUGGACCGAGCCUAAGCCGACGUGGGAGUCAUGUCUGGAGCGAGCCCGCCAGUCCCGGCAGUACGUGGAGGCGUGCCUGGUGACCCUCAGCAACCCGGCCGCCACGCUGCCGGCCGACCGCAAGGCCGCCAAGGAUGAGUUCGAGUGGCGCACGCCGCUGCCGCUGCUCAAGGCUUUGAGAGAGGUGGCGAUGCGCAAAGUGCCAAAGUCGAGUCCAGCGUCGACGCCGGACAAGCCGGGCAGCUCGGGGCGCAGCAUGCUGGUGCACUGGUUCCCGCAGUGGUGGGGCUGGUACGGCGCGCCGCAGGACACGCCCCCCUCCGCCGCGCCCGCACCCGCCCCUGCCCCUACCCCCGCCCCUGCCGACCUGGAGGAGGAAAUCCUCGACGUCAUAGCUGACUCCUUGGACAAUAAUACGAUGCUGAAGAGGGAUACCGUGUUUGGGAAGUUCGAGUUUAUACUGAACAAGGGCUCACUCAACCUCUGCAUGGAGACUGACGCUGACGAAAACAAAGGUGUACCAGAAGCGGCAGAAGGCAGUGAGGGUGCGGAGGGCGUGGAGCUGCAGUUCUGGUGCGUGCGCGUGGGCAUCGAGUCGCGGCCGCGCGCCGCGUCGCACGCGCUGCACGUGUCGCUCGGCUCCGUCUGCCUGCGCGAGCGCAUCACGCCCAACACUCUCUUCCCCAUACUCAUCGCGCCACAGGGAGUGAUCCGCGAGGGCUUGAGCUCGCUGAGCGCGUCGGGCGCGGCCAUGGCGUGGUGCCGCGCGCACUCGCAGGCCGGCGCCAGCAUCCCGCACUCCCAGCAGGAACCUCUCUUCCAACUCACUUACGAGAAGAAACCCUUCGGCAUGAACUGUGACUACAAGCUGUGGGUGAAGUCUGCGUCGCUGGAGGUGGUGUACAGCGCGGCGGCGGCGCGCUGGGCGCAGCAGUGGCUGAGCGCGCCGUGGGCCCGCGCCUACGCGCACGUGCGCGACUCCACGCGCGCGCGCCUGCGCACGCACUGGGAACACAUGCUGCACGCACACCCGGGCGAACGCCGCACUUGGCAAGUGGAGCUGGACAUCUCGGCUCCUCAGAUCCUGUUCGUGGAGGAACUCUGCUCGCGAGACUCUGCAGUACUAGUCGUCGACUUCGGCAGGUUGCGGCUGGCUAACGCUAACCUGACGGACUGUACGCCGCACACCCCGCCUGACGACGAGGAGAUGUUCAUGACCCCCUGCUCGACCCCCCCGGGCAGCCUGUUGUCCCCCAGUUCCCCCCCCGACCCGCCGCCGCAGCAGGCGACGCAGCCGGCGCUGGACGCCGCCAACCUGCACAACCGCCUCUACGACAGGUACAAGAUAGAGCUGAGCGACCUGCAGAUCUUGGUGGGCCGCGCGCGCGACAACUGGAAGUACGCGCACACCAAGAGCACGUCCUCGCUGCACCUGCUGGACCGGUUCAGCAUCCUGCUGCAGGCGGAGCGGCGCGUGGUGCACACGUGCGACCCGCAGUACCCGUCCGCCACGGCCUGCGGCUCGCUGCCCGCGCUGGUCGUGCACCUCAGCGAGCACAAGCUGUUCGCCGUGCGCGCCGUGCUCGCGCGCUGCGCGCUGCUGCCCGCCAGCGGCCGCGAGGCAGCCAGCCCGAUGCAGGAGCCGGCGGACGACGUGGAGGAGAACAGCGUGAGCUCGGAGACGGAGCAGUCGGAGCUGUCGCAGCAGCAGAACUCGACGCUGUUCAUGCUGCAGUUCGCCAUCGAGCAGAUGUCGCUGGAGGUGCAGUCCAUGGGGCGCAGCAUCGCGGAGGUGCAGGUGUGCGGCGUGAAGGCGGCGGCCACGGGCCGGCCGCGGGACCUGUCGCUGUCGCUGUCCGUGCACUCGCUGCUGCUGGUGGACGCGCUGCAGACCUACGGGCCCGACUUCGAGCUGCUCGUCGCCAGCCACAAGCACGUCGGUAUGGACACGAUGUCGGGCAGUAUCCGCGGGUCGGAGCCGACGUCCCCGACGUCCCCCACGUCCCCCAUCUACCCCACGUCCCCGCAGGGCCUGGCGUCCCCGGACGCUCGGGGCCCGCGGGGCCCGCACGGGCUGGCGCACCCGCAAGCGCUGCACCAGGCACUCAACUCGCUGCACUAUAAUAGACAAGAGUCACAGUGUCCCACCGAGUUGUCAGACCCUGGGCGAGCUAGCCCGGCGCCGAGCUGGAUGUCUGGCACCGGCUUCAACUGGAACGGCAGCAGCAUGUUCGGAGCCGGCUGGGGCUCGGCCUGGGGCACCUGGAGCGGGCUCAACUGGGGACCCACCGCCACCAACUGGGGCGCAGCCGGACUCGUCGACUCUGAAGCACUUAUCGCCGUCGAUUUAUGCAUCGUCAAGGGUGACGCCGAUUCGGAGGAUUUAAGGAUCGCUAAUAUUUUGUUUAACAAUCUUGAUAUUAUUGCUAAUCAAGAAACCAUAGUCGAGUUGAUUGGCUUUACUCAGCGCGUGAUGGGUCCGAAGACAGCUCCUAAAAAGCCUGCCAACGAGGAGCACCAGUCGGAGCCUGCCACCGCCACCACCUACACUUAUCCUGUACCUGAAGACGAGCCUAAGCGCUCGGUGCGCACGGAGAUAACGUUCGACUUCCACCGCCUGGGCGUGCUGCUGCUGCGCGCCGCGCUGCACGACGGGGCGCUCGUCGCGCGCAAGAUCGCCACCGCCACCAUCAGCGAGGCCCGCAUCCAGGCCACCGUGGACGGCAGCCGCGUGGAGGUGGGCGGGUCGCUGGGCGGCGUGGGCGUGGUGUCGCUGUGCGAGGGCGGCGGCCUGCACACGCGCGUGCUGGCGGCGGGGCAGGCGGGCCGCGCGCCCGACGACGCGGACGAGCCCAAGGCGCUGCAGUUCAGCAUCGCGCGCGGCGUGCGCGACGGCGCCGUGGAGGCCAGCGUGGCGCUGCACGUGGCCAGCGUCUGGUACACGCACUCCGGCCCGCUGCUGCGCGAGCUGCGCUCGUGCCUCACGGAGUUCAAGCAGUACCUCGCCAACCUGGCGCGCUCCAUCCGCGCCGCCGCCGCCGACAUGGCCAUCGGUCUCGUGCACCCCAGGGGUGAGUCUCUGUACGCGAAUCCGAAGCUGUCGCAGUCGAUGGAGGGCGUGUCCCCGCGGCGGCGCACGGUCAGCCUCGGCGCGUCGCUGGACGAGCCCGCCGCGCUCAAAUCCGACAACAUCGUGCUCAGCGUGAGCAUCGAGCUGGAGUCGCCGGUGGUGGUGGUCCCGCGGCACGCGCACAGCCCGCAGGUGUUCGUGGCGCACCUGGGCCGCAUGAGCCUGCGCAACCGGCCGGGCGCGCCGCGCCGCACGCUGUACAAGGUGCGCGUGCGCGACAUCUCGCUGGCCACGGUGGACGCGGGCGCGCGCCUGGCGGCGGACGGGCCGGCCGCCGGGUGUCCGGCCGCCGUGUACGACGCCGCCGCCGGCAAGCCCGUGCUGCACAACACGGCGCUGCGCCUCACCAUCAACUACGCGGACCCCGACCCCGACUGCGACGCCGACUAUCAGUGCGAAGUCCGCGGCAAGAUAGUGGGCGGGCUGCACGUGUCGGCGCGGCGCGAGCAGUACGAGCAGCUGCUGGAGACGCUGCGCUGGGUCAGCUCGGAGGGGCCCGACGUGGCCGACGGCGGGGCCCGCGCGGGGCCGCACAGCGCGCCCGGCCCGCUGCUGGAGGGCGCCGUGCGCACGCUGCAGCUGGACCCCGCCGUGCGCGCCGCCGUGCUGGCCGUGCCGCCGCCGCCCGCGCGCGCGCCCCCCGCCCCGCUCACGCCCCUCACAGUCAACUUCGAGCUGCCGACGUUCAGCGUGGAGCUCCGCGCCGACAUGGGUGAGGGGGAAAGAAGCCUCGUGGAGCUGUCCUUCAGAGAGUUCAAACUAAAAUAUCAGAAGACACACCCUUAUGAGAAUAUGCUACAGGUAUCGUUGCACUCCAUUACGAUGGAAGACCUCACCAAAGAGCCGGACUCGAAGCACCGCAUGUUGAUGGUGUCGCACACGCCACAAAUGCCCCCGAAGGCCGUAUUCGUGUCCAAGUCGUGCCCGGACUUCGUGACGGAGUACGCGGACGACAUGUCCAGCGUGAGCUCCCUGCAGUACAUGAAGUGGUGCUCCAGCUCGCUGCCCAGCCAGCUCAACGUGCUCACUAGAGAGAGCAAGGAGCGCCGCAACAAGCGUGACAGUAAGUGUGCGCCCACGCCGCCGUGCUCCCCCGAGUGCGGCGCGCCCCCGCCCGCGCCCGCAGCGUCGCGCCCCACUGCCGACCCCGCGGAUCACUCCGACCCCGCGGACCCCAUCGAUGCAGCCGACCCCGCGGAGUCCACAGACCCCUCGGACAACCUCGUGUGGCUGUCUGUACACACGCGUGACCCGCACCAUCCUCAGUUUGCUGAUAAAUACGACAAGAUAUCAAAACUAACCAAAGUGGACUUUAACUGCCUCAACCUGGUGGUAAGUAUCGACAGCUGGGUGGCGGUGCUGGACUUCUUCGGCAUCGCCGGCGACGACGUGACUGACGGCGAGCACGGGCCCGAGCCGCAGAGCACCGAGGCGGAGGCGGGCGGCGCGGGCGGCGCGUGCUCGCAGACGGAGCUGUGGGUGCGCUCGCUCAGCGUGGUGCUGCUGGCGGGGCGCGGCGAGGCGUGCCGCGCGCUGGUGUCGCGCGCGCGCGCCGUGUGCCGCGCCGACGCGCGCGCGCACACGCGGCGCCUGACGGGCCGCCUGGGCGCGCUGGCGCUCACCGACCUCACGCCGCACUCGGCGCUCUGGCGCGACCGCUUCCGCACGAACGCUGACCACGCACUCACCUUCCAAUACCAGCGGUUGAGCUCUGCCGAGGCGGCCGCCGCGGGUUACGAGACCAGUCUGAGCAUAGAGAUGGGUCCCGUGACGUACGUGCACACCAAGCGCUUCGUGCAAGAGCUGCAGGCUUUCGCACGGGACUUCAGUCUGCUACGGAAAGUUAUUAUGCAAGCUAGACUCAAAGUUUCAGUAGUAUCUGGCGGAUCUGGCACAGACGGUGCCCGCCCAGCUCGCAUGAAACUCAACGUGCGGUGUACGGCACCCGUCAUAGUGCUGCCGGUGUCGGGGCGCGCGCGCAACGCUCUGGCAGCGCACCUCGACCAGCUCACCCUGGACAACUGCUUCAAGUACGCGGGCGACGAGGGCACGCUGAGCGCGCCGGCCGAGGGCCGCCGGCCCCUGCUGGACGUGCGCAGCGUGCGCCUGGCGGGCGUGGCGCUGUGGUGCGCGCGCGGCGGCCGCGGCCUGCGCGUGCGCCGGCGCGGCGCCCCGCUGCUGCACGCGCCCGCCGACCUGCGCCUGCACAUCGAGUACAACAUGGACGCCGCGCACACCGUGCCGGACAUGUCGGUGCAGGGCUCGCUGAGCACGCUGCAGCUGGCGCUGGACCCGGCGCAGUACCGGCUGGUGCGCGGCGUGCUGGCGCACAACCUGGCGGAGGCCGUGGACGACCUGCUGCCGCGGGACCUGCCGCACCACCAGCCCGAGCCGCAGCACCACGACGUGUGGACCACGAGCUCUUUGAAACUGGACUUACACGACGUGACGGUAAAGCUGGAGCCUGAGCACGGAGUGUCUUCCCUGGCUUGCAUCAACUUCAUCAAGUCCAGGCUGGUGGUGGAAACAUACUCAGACCUCAGCCAAGACAUAGACCUCGUUUCACAGGAGAUCCUAGUGAGCGACACUCGGUUCGCGAAGGAGCCGGCCAACCGGCGCGGCAACGUGUUCAGCCACAUCGUGCAGCCCAUGGCGGAGCAGCGACACAGCGUGCAGGCCGAGGUGCACGCCAGAAAGCGACGCGACUCCUCGGCGUACACGAUCCUGGUGAACAACAUGCGCCUGAUGGCGGUGCUAGACUGGUGGGAGUGCGCCAACCAGUUCAUUAUGCAGCCCCCGCCACCCCCUGCCGACCCUGACCAGGCUCAUCUCGAGGAAGCGCUCUGCGCAAUCCGCAAUGCUGCCAGUCCACAUCCUGCGCAGGCGCAGGAGGAGCCACUUAUGGAAUUGAAGCUUAAUGUAACGGACUCUCAACUGGUGUUGGUGGAAGACCCGUCCGUCUGGGACACUAACGCGGUCAUACUUCGGAGUACGACGGUGAUUACGUACCGGUGUGCGGACGCGCAGAAGCCGGUGUCGUGCGAGCUGAACGAGCUGGAGGUGUUCUCGUGCGUGCUGGGGCUAGAGGAGGAGACCGCGCUGUCCAUCGUCGACCCCGCCGCCGUGCACGUCUCUAUCGACGCGCAACGCGUGCUACACGUGGCAAUGAGUACGCUGAACCUGCGGCUGUCGUACCACGACAUGCGGAUGUUCGCGGCCAUGUUGCAGUCUCUGCCGGUGCAGGCCAGGGCUGCGCUGUCUGGCAAACUGUUGGUAUCCGAGGAAGACGCAGACGAGCCAGCAAACAUCGUGCACAUGCGUGCCGCCACCAGCGGCACAGGCGCGCGCUCCCCGGCCGCGGGGGCCGGCGCGGGGGGUGCCGCGGGCGCAGGGGGGUGGAUGUGCCGGCCGCGCUGGCUGCGCGCCCCGCCCCCGCCCGCGCCCCCGCCGCAGCCCAAGCCCACCACCUCCAUAUGGCCGCUCAAAGCUGUGCAGGUGUCAGCAGACUGCAUUACGCUGUGCGUGAUCGACGACUGCCUGGACUCCGACGUGCCUCUACUUGAGAUCUCGCUCACCGAGCUGCAGGUGGAGCAGGAUUUGCGUAAAAUAGAGGAGUCGUUCGAGGACCCGAUGUUGGUGUCGACCCCCGCGGGGCCGGGGGGCGCAGUAGUGGCGCGGGGGGCGGGCGCGGGCGGGGGCCGGCUGGGCGCGCUGCUCACGGUGGACUACUACAACCGCACGCUGUCCGGCUGGGAGCCCGUCGUCGAACCCUGGAGAUUCGAGACAUCGUGGGAGUACACCCUGACGAGCGAGCUGUCGCUGGGACGCGUGCAGAUGGAGGUGGCUUCCACCGAGGUGCUCAACACCAACGUCACCUCCUCACUCAUCGAGCUGGCCGAGCUGGUGCGCGCCAACUGGACCGCGGAUUACUACGCGCCGCAGUCAUCCGCAACACAGGAGCAGUCCCCCAAGGGCAGCCCGUCCGGCCACCGGCGCCGCUCGCCCUUCGUGCCCUACGCGCUGCGCAACCACACCGGCCACCGACUCUUGUUCACCACGCUCGUCACCACUUCCGAUGAGUUACGCGAGCAGACCAGUUGGUCGGAGCCGGACGACUCGUGGAUGAUGGUGCGCGCGGGCGACACGGAGCCGUUCUCGUUCGGACAGCGGCGCGGCCGGCGCCGGGGCCGGGCCGGCGGCGCCGCGGCCGGACAGAACGCCGCGCUCAACCAGCUCGCGCUGCGCCUCGACGGCUGGUCGCCGCCGGACCCGGUCUGUGUCGACAGAGUCGGCGUCUUCUUCAGGAACCUAACGCACACAAAAUCCGGCGCAGAGGCUCGCAUAGUGUUUGAAGUAUCUCUGGAAGGGUCAGCUCGGAAGCUAGUGACGGUGCGGUCGGCGCUGCAGCUCGUCAACAAGCUGCCGCACCCCGUGGAGGUCAGGGUGGACCACGCGCCUUCCGCAGCGGCGUGGAGCGGCGGCAGCGUGCGGUCGGCGCAGGUGUGCGCGGGCGCCACGUGGGCGGCGCCGCUGUCGGCCGUGCCCGCGGCGCUGUGGACGCGGCCGCUGCUGCGCGCGCAGGCCGCGCCGCCCGCGCCCGCGCCCGCGCCCAUCGACUGGCGCACCGCGCCCGGGGACCGCGCCCUGCUGCACUACGAGUGCCGCGCCCCGCCCGACCACGUCUACAGAUUCUGUUGCGUCAUAGUCCGCGAGCGAUUCCCUCCGGAUAGAGGCACGCCCAUUGCUGGGCACACGUUGACCUUAGUGCCGGCGCUGCGACUGGAGAACCUGCUGCCGCUGGAGCUGCAAUACCGAGCCUGUCCUGCCGUGCAGGGCACCACCACUGUCAACGCAUCCGGCAACAUACCUCCAGGAGACACCAUGCCUUUCCACGAGGUUAACGUAGAAGAAGGAGUGGAGUUGAGCGUGAAGCUGGAGGGCUUCGGCUGGUCGACGGCGCUGAUAGUGAUGGGCGCGGGCGGCAGCGGCGCGGCGGUGGGGGGCGCCGGCGGGGGGUCCUUCAGCGCGCGCCUCAAGCUGCGGGACUCGCGCGCCAGGAGGCUCUACCUCAACGCCAGGGUCACCGUCAAGAAAACUGAUGGCAUCAAGGUGUCGAUAUCGGCGGCCUACUGGCUGGUCAACCACACGGGGCUGCCGCUGGUGUUCCGAGCAGAGGGGGGCGCCACUGAGGCCGCCGGACAGUACGACGAGCACGAGCUGGCUCGCAUGGUGCAGCCGCUGCUGUUCUCCUUCGCAGAGGCCGACGGGGGCCCUACAAUCUCUGCCAGAAUCGGACGAGGUCUGCCCGGCACGCCAGAGUGGUGCUCUCCAUUUGGGUUGGGCGUGGGCGUGGGCGUGAAGAAAUUGGAGGUGCGCGGCGAGGGCGAGGGUGGGACGGGCGAGCGCGUGUUCGCAGUGGGCGUGCGCGUGCGCGCGGGCCGCGGCCGCUACCGCCACACCAACAUCGCCACGUUCACGCCGCGCUACCAGCUGCACAACAACACCUCGCACCACCUGCAGUUCGCGCAGAAGUGCUGCGCCACCACCCUGAACGACCCGGGCGCCAUGGCCACGCACGUGUCGGCGGUGGCGGGCUGCUACCUGCCGUGGCACUGGGCGCGCUGGGAGCGCGAGCAGUUGCUGUGCGUGCGCGUGCUGGCCCCGGCGCCGGGCGGCGCGCCGCUCACGCAGUGGUCGGGCGGCUUCCGGGUCGACGCCACCAGGACGCUGCACAUCGCCUGCAGGGAGCCGGGCGGUGGGUACCAAUUCGUGCGCGUGGAGGUGGUAUCUCAGGGUGCCACCAUGUUCGUGGUGCUGACGGACGCCGAGUGCGCGCCCCCACCGCUGCGCAUCGACAACUACUCCCCCGUGUCCAUCAUGUUCCACCAGGUGGGGUGCGGCGAGGAGUGCGUGGUGGGCGCCCACGGCAGCGCGCGCUGGGCGCUGCCGGAGCCGGAGGCGGCGCGGGCGCUGGCGCUGCGGGCGCCCGGCGGCCCGCGCACGCAGCUGCCGCUGGACACGCUGCCCGCGCACCACCAGCUGCUGUACCAGAACUUCAUCUAUGUGGCCUUCAGCGCCACGCAGCACACGUACGUAUCCUGGUACCUGUCCGUAGCCCGCGGGCUGCGUGCACGUACUGCUACAGCGGUCGGUUACAGCGGCGAGGGCGGCAAGCAGGCGGCCGACGACAGCGUGCUCGUGCUGGAGGUGCCGCUGGGGAGCACGCGCGUCGUGCUGGCCAGGAAGCGGUACGGGGACAGGACUCAAUUAUGGCGGCGUGGCCCCAACGACCAGCUGAUCCACGAGGGCAGCUCCCCGCCGCAGCCGACGGACGCCUUGCUGUCGGACGAGGCGCCGCUGUCGCCGCACGCCAUGGUGCUGGACAUCGAGGACGCGGCGCCGCGGCCGGGCCGGGCGUCGGCGCUGGUGCUGCGGCGCGCGGACCCGCGGCGCGGCUCCACGCAGGCCUGGCGCCUGCUGGCGCCCGGCCGCAUGGCCUGCGCACACGCCAACCUGUGCGUGCAGCCUGAUGGACUCUCACUUAUGGCGCUCACACCCGGUACUCGAGUCGUCCUGGGGCUGCCAGCGUCGGGGCGCGCCGGCUGGUCUCCGACGUCGCCGGUGCCGGCGGAGCAAGCCGUGUCGUGGCACACGCUGCGGCCCGGCUCCGGCCGCCUGGACGUCACGCUGUGUGCCGACGGGCCCACGCGGGUCGUCAAGAUACACGACCACAAGGAGCCUGAGGCGGGCUGGCUGGAGGGGGGCGCGGCGGCCGAGGAGGAGGCGGGGGCGCGGCGGCGCGGCUGGGGGGAGUGGGGCGUGCGCGUGUCGCUGGCGGGGCUGUCGGUGUCGCUGGUGUCGCGCGCGCCGCCGGCCGAGCUGGUGCACGCGCUGUUCGACACCGUGCUGCUGGAGCUGGCGCUGCAGCCGCGCAGCCUGGCGCUGGCGCUGGCCGUGUCGCACAUGCAGUGGGACAACCAGUUGCUGGGCACGCCGAGCCCGGUGCUGCUGUACUGCCUGCCGGAGCGCGGCGGGGGCGCGGCGGGGGGCGCGGCGCUGCCGGCGCUGCACGCCGCGGUGGAGCUGCAGCGCGCGCCCACCAAGCGGUACAACGCGUACUUCUUUAAACAUCUCGUCGUAGCACUGCGGCCAUUGGCCAUACGAUUGGAAGAAAGACUGGUCCUGCAGCUGUGGGCGUGGGCCCGGCUGGAGCAGGAGGAGAGUGCGCGGGAGCAGGCGGACGAGGCAGACUACGAGACGCGCCGCGUGCUGGCAGACCUCACCGCGCUGCACACCACGCGCUACUACAUCGCGCUCAUCAAGAUCAUCCCCAGCCAGAUCCGGCUGUCCAUGUGCACGGCCAACAAGCUGGAGGGGUCGCUGAGCGCGCUGAAGCGGCGGCUGGGGCUGACCUUCAUAAAGUUCGAGGACGCGGCCGUGGAGCUGGAGCCCUUCGUGCGCGCGCAUGUCUUCGACACCGCCUCCUACCUCGGCAGGCAGAUGCUGGCGCACUUCAAGGACGAGUUGAAGUGGCAAGCUGCUAAAAUACUCGGCUCUGUGGAUUUCCUGGGAAAUCCUCUAGGCUUCGUGGCGGACGUGUCGGAGGGGGUCACAGGUCUACUCUUAGAGGGCAACGUAGGGGCAUUACUUAAAAACGUCACCCAUGGAAUAUCUAACUCUGCUGCCAAAGUUACAGAGUCCCUGGGCGACGGGCUGGAGCGCGUCGUGAGCGACGAGGCGCACGAGGAGACCCGGCGCCGCAUCCGGUCCGCCGCCCCCUCCGGCCACCUCGCCGCCGGCUUCCGGGGGCUCGGCCUCGGCAUACUCGGAGGCAUGACGUCGCUGGUGAAGCACAGCUACGAGGGUGCUACGCAAGAGGGGCUGGGCGGGUUCCUGGCGGGCGUGGGCAAGGGGCUGGUGGGCACGGUCACGAAGCCAGUCAUCGGAGUGCUCGACCUCGCCGCUGAGACUGCGUCCGCGCUGCGGGAUACCAGCCGCAGGUCGGACAAGUGGGUCCCGGCGCGGGUGCGGGGCCCGCGCUGCGUGGCGGGCUGCGGGGGCCUGCUGCCGCGCUACUGCGGCGCGCAGGCGGCGGGCGCGGCGCUGCUGUACGCGCUGAACCACACGGACUACUCGGAGCACUUCCUGGCCUACCGCGCCGUGCGCGACACGCCGCACGACAUCCGCGCGCUGCUGUCGGACUGCUACGUGCGCAUCAUCACGUGCAAGCACGCGGCGCCGCAGGUCGUCAUGGAGACGCACCUCAGCAACCUCGUGUCGUGCUGCGUCGUGGCGGCCGACGGCGCCUACUUCGUGGAGCUGGGCGUGCGCGGGGGCGGCGGGGGGGGCGCGGGCGCCGAGGCCGUGCGGCGGCCGCGCGUGCAGUGCGACAGCCGCGAGCUGGCGGCGUGGGUGGCGCGCCACGCCGCCUACGCGCGCCAGCUCUACCACGAGCACGUGCACACGCUGCUGCCCGCCGACCUGUAGGCGGCCCGCGCCAGACUUGUCAAUUCACCGACUUGGUUCAUCUAAGUGCUGACUUUAUCGAUGGCAACAAUACUACACUAGGAAUACAGAUUCCCCUUCGUUUACGACAUAGAAUAACGUAGUUGGAGCCUGGCUCCCGUUAAUGACUGAUCUGACUGAAACACUAGGAAGGCUUGUAAAACGGUCGGGUGAAGCGACCUCUCAGAUUGUUAUACUUAUACUGCCGAUAUUACAAUAUGACAAUGCUAUAUGAAGAAGUAUUCAGAAGUAUUAUUGUAAAAGACACUGCGACUUAACUUGAAUAACAUUAGAAUUAUAUUAACUUAUGAUAUUCUUGUAUAACUAUGAAUCUAGUUGUGAUAUUAUGUGUACACCUACUCAUCCCAUGUCAAACGACUGAACUGCAUCAAGCCGAGUGACGUCUACAUCUUGUAUACUGUUGCCUGUGUCAAUAACAUCACUGCGACAGGUAAGUAGCGACUGUGCAGGUACUCAGUUUAGAUAUUUCCCAAGUAGUCAUAUCGUGCAUACUAAUUACUUUACCUGAACAGUAUAUAUGUUACGGUAAGAGUGAAUAAUUGAAAAUUAUUAAUAAUUAUCUACUAUUAUUAAUAAUUACCGAAACUCGAGGUAAAAGUGAUAAAUUAAUCACAUUUGUCGCUUAUUAUUAAUAAUUUUACCCUAGUAGUGAUAAAUGUAAUAAGUGGCCAAGAUGUUAUUUUUAUUUCAAUUUAAAAGGCAAUAUAUUGUACUUACACAACAAAUAUUUGUUGAAUUCUAUGAUAAUACUUUAAAAUUUUUAAUUUGAUGCAUUUAUAGAUGCUACAGAAGAUUUACAGGCAAACCAAAUGUGAUUAUUGAUGAUUGCUUUUAGGAUUCGUGUUGAUUUUGUUAAUGAAACAAUAAUUGUUUAAUUUUAUUUUUGUUACAAUUUUAUGUACCACGAUAGACUUUUUUGCAUAAGUUUCAUGGUAAUUUGAUUUUAAAAGAAUUUUAUUGUUAAUUUUGUGAUAAAUGUGCCCUUUUUGGCGAGGUGAGAGGGAGUGUCAGACUUUUACUGACUAAAAACCACCCCGUUCUUACUCCUGAUUUUCGAGCCGGAGCCCCGGUAAACCCGCUAGGUAGUCCGCAGCUCCGGAUCAUGCAUCAGCCCUACUGGGCCCCAUCUGUGGUGAUCUGAUGGCUCUUUGAGGCGCGCGCAGAACUCGACGCGCCGCACGCACGGGUCUGGUUCUGGUCGGGCGGCGAGCUACCCCUACUUGCCGUCCGCAGAGCCGCACUUACGCGCAGAAUAUGUGAAUUUGUUGUUCUUUUGGUUUAAAGCAAGUACAAGCAACCUUGUUUGUGUGAUCUCUAAUUAAUAUAAUCGUAAGACGGUGUUUAAUAUUAUAAAUAAAUACAUGCUGGUCAAAAAACAUAGGGUUUAUAUUUAUUUUAUUACUUUCACCAAUAUGUGUCGUGAAUUAUUAAUAAUCACUACUAAAAGUGAUAAAUUUCGAUCGAUUAUUCACAUUUACCAAAACGUGUGGUAAUUAUUAAUAAUUUAGCAAAAUUAUUAAUAAUUUUCAAUUAAUCAGAUUUACCGUAACAUAUACAAUCAUUUUGCACCGAGUUUUUAUAAUAUGACAACUUUUUAAACUUUUGUAUAUUAUAGUAUAUUAAAGUUUUUUGACUUAUCCAUUGAUUUUACCAGCAAAUCAAUCAUUAAUUAUACUCUAUGGUACCUAUGCUGCGAGAUAUCGGGGAGUAUUCAGGAUGUCACCGCAAUAUCAGUUUGGAUUGUGUAUAUAAGAAGUAGUUUGUAAUAAUAAUAUUAGGAAGGUGUUGUCGACAUAAUUUGCCACAAUAAAUGUCUAGUUAUAUCGAACACCUGUACAAUGUCGAACUGAUUAACUUAUCCUAGUGUGUAUUUAUGUCCUUUCCUAAUGGAUAGUCGAGUAGCUACAUCACAUGCAUCAAUAUUAUUUAAGUACGUAAUUAUGGCAAUUGACAUAUUAUGAUGAUUGAUAUUUACUAUACAUGUUAAUUAGCAGGUAUUCUAUGAAUAAAAGAUUGAUGUACGCGAACCUAACAAUUUGUCAGCUGCGAUCGUAUAUCAAUCGUACGGGUAUGUAAUGGAUCCUUUAUCCUUAAUCUGAGUGUUUUGUUAAAACUAUACGAUUUAUUCCACCUGAGUGAUGUAGGCACUAGCCGUGACACUGACCUUUUCGUGGCAAGCUAUAAAUUAAUGUCCUUGUGCGAAACGUGUAUCGAUACGUAUAACUGGUGAGGAUACUUUGUUGUAGUAUAUAUUAUGAGAUAAUAUUUUUAACGUGUUUCCGCAGUGUGAGAGAUUUAGCAGUGGCUGCAUCGACUUGUGACUGCGAUAAAGAUUAUAAUAUUUUAAAAGUACGCUGUCAACGGAUACUAGUUUAUCAAUAUCAAUUUCCAGUCGAGUGAUUGUUGUUGUUGUUGUUGACUCUCGAGGCCAAACACGUUAAAUAUAUUCCCUCAAUGUAAUUGCAUGUUACUUCAGAUUGAUAUAUUUUGUGUACGAAGUGAAGUAGGAAGGUCGAUUGAGCAAAAUUAUCUUAGGCUGUGAUAUAAACCUGUAACCAAUCGACAUAGUCCGGCAGUCCUCGGAAGUGGGCAACACUUUCUAUUUGUAUACAUUCCAUUGCACGUGUAGGUUCCACUAACUAGCAGACGCACAGUAAUGCAAGCCAGCGUGUUACACGGUACGCGUUGUGCUGCAUGUCAUAAGCCAGGUGUUGCCAAUUUCUCAGUGAAAUGGCCGGUCUCAUGGAUGUCGUGUUGGCAAUCUUAAGGUUUACUUUGUAAUUAGGACCACGUUCCAAUUACAUGGUCAUUGAUUACACCUAAAAUAAAAGUAUAUUUUAAAUAAAUUCCAAUUGGCGGUUGUAUGAACAUAAUGCAGUGAAAUUGUUGCAAACAAGACAGAGGUAAAUGUCGCACAGAGAUUGAGAAAAUAAUAUGGUAAAAAAAUAUAUGUUUCCUUGCCAUUUACAAUAAUUAUGUAGUAAUUUGAAAAAAAAAAACAAUUGGUUUUAUCUGAAGGUGGAUGUGACAAGAAUACUUGGUUUUUAUGUUAUCUUGUGUUUGUGUAUUGCGUGUUAUUUUAAGUAUGUAUGUUGGCUGUCUGUCAGUUACUGCUCAGUAUAAUUUAACUGCAGCAGUUAUUUUUUACGUUACAUGAUUAGGCAGUUGAAACAAAUUGUAAGUUUAAUCGUAAUGAUAUUCUAAUGGGCAAACAUGUGUAGUUUUAUUUUGUUGGAAGAACGACUGCAAUGGCUUUAUAUUAAUGCUUAAUAAUUUCUAUUUUUUCUCUAUAGAGUCAUCUCUGUACAUAAAGCGUACAAUUAAAGAUUGUUGAAAAGGUUUGACUUCAUGGACGUGCGAUUAUUUGACAUAUUCUUGCUUAGCACAGUAAAUAGCGGAGCUUAUAUUAUUCGAUCUAGUUUAGUUAACACAACAUUACCAAAGUACGGCUAACUGUAAGUGGACGCGGUUUCUGUUCGUAUUUAUUUAAUAAUAAUUAAAAGUAUGACAGUGAUAAAGGUUUACACUAAUUUAUUCAAUAACAUCUGUUGUGGUUUAGUUUCAUCAAAAUAAAUAUCUUGAAAACUUUGUA
Spodoptera frugiperda (fall armyworm) is the source of this 16624-nucleotide messenger RNA. It is a transcript of the gene Vps13D, whose product is annotated as intermembrane lipid transfer protein Vps13D. Gene Ontology annotation, cellular component: extrinsic component of membrane. The record is from RefSeq and is a predicted model, not a curated record. Gene Ontology annotation, biological process: protein retention in Golgi apparatus; protein targeting to vacuole; mitochondrion organization. Lineage: Eukaryota; Metazoa; Arthropoda; Insecta; Lepidoptera; Noctuidae.